GCCAGCCCUAAUAAAGGAUUAUAAGGCGCCAUAAUUACACCACCUCUAUGAUUUUAAAAUUUUCUUCCAACUUAACCAAAAAUCUCGUCCUCCUUAAAAAACAGAGAGAUGACUUAGAUUUAUUUUUAACAUUAUUUCACGGAUCAUCCGACCCUUUUAUUUUUAAUCUAACAACAUUUCCCGUGUUUCAUUCCAAUUAAACCCCCUUUCCAAAUUUAUCAUAAACCUCUGCUCAUUUUAUAAAUAACAUCGAAAUAAUUCACAGGAUUGAAACAUUCUCUUAACAAAUAACAAUGGUGGGUUUUAUUAUCAAGAAAACCAUUUUCUUGAUUUUCUCUCUCCUCCUUUUUACGCUUUCUUUCUCCUCCCCUCUUCUUCCGACGCUUCCUGAUGUCUAUUUUUCUGACGAGGAUUCUUUCUCUGGCGUCGGGAUUCCUCUGGGUAAGUGGAGUUUACUUCAGAAAAGCGUCGGAAUUUCUGCAAUGCACAUGCAACUUUUAAACAAUGAUCAGAUUGUGAUAUUCGAUCGUACUGAUUUUGGGCCGUCUAAUCUCUCUCUUCCCGCCGGAAAAUGCGUCUCAGACGAUUGCACAGCGCAUUCGAUACUCUACGACGUCGCUUUGAAUACAUUCCGCCCUCUCACGGUGGUUUCCGACACAUGGUGCUCCUCCGGGUCGGUGGACCCCACUGGGAAAUUAAUCCAAACCGGGGGGUACGCGCAGGGUGAGCGUGUCAUUCGCACGUUCACCCCGUGCUCACGACCCUCGGGUGUAGUCGUCCCGUGCGAUUGGGAGGAGCUCGAAGUCUCUCUCUCCUCCCGAAGAUGGUAUGCGUCGAAUGUUCUCUUACCCGACGGCCGCGUAAUCAUCGUAGGCGGCCGUGGGUCCCACAACUACGAGUUCUUCCCUAAACCACCGGGUCAACUUGGCGGGAGAUUCCCCCUCCAAUUCUUGUUUGACACGUGGGAUGGUCGUAACAAGGAGAACAACCUCUACCCUUUCUUGCACCUCCUCCCUAAUGGCAACCUCUUCAUCUUCGCCAACAACAGGUCAAUAGAAUUCGAUUACGUCACCGGACACGUCAUCAGAAAGUUUCCGAUUAUGCCCUCGUUAGCGAGACGGAAUUACCCUUCCACCGGCUCCUCCGUCCUCCUCCCGAUCGCCGGAAACUCCUCGUCACCCGACAUCGAAAUCUUGAUCUGCGGCGGCGCAAGGCCGGAGUCCUAUGACUUGGCCAAGAACAAGAGUGUCUACGUGGCAGCAGCACAGUCCUGCGGGCGUAUGGUAAUCACUGACAGUAGCCCACACUGGAUCAUGGAGAAGCUCCCUAUGCCACGUGUCAUGCCGGAUAUGAUAAUGUUACCCACAGGUGACGUACUCAUCAUCAACGGCGCAGGGAAUGGGACCGCCGGUUGGGAAAACGCGGAUAACCCGGUUUUAAACCCGGUUUUGUACAGAACCUAUGAACCCGACCCGACCCGGAGGUUCGUUGUUCUAAACCCGACAAAAAUACCCCGCAUGUAUCACUCCUCUGCAGUGCUUGUAUCUGAUGGGAGGGUCAUCAUUGGCGGGUCAAACCCGCAUGUAAAUUACAAUUUUACCCCUGGUGUAAGAUUUCCGACGGAGUUGAGCCUAGAAUCAUUCUCACCACCGUACCUUGACCAGCAAUACGCCGUGUUACGACCGUCAAUCUUGGCCGUUGAAACGGAGAGCAUGGUAGUAACGUACGGUCAGAUGGUGUCAGUGACGUACGUGUUGGGGAUGUACAAAAGAGAAGAGGCAGAGGGAAAUGGAGGUGGUAGUAGUAGUAGUAGUGUUAAGGUGACGAUGGUGCUACCGCCUUUUACGACACAUUCCUUUGGGAUGAACCAGAGGUUGUUGGUGUUAGGGGAGGAGAGAGUGGAACAGCUAUCGACGUAUGCGUAUAAGGUUACGGCGAGGGUGGCCGAGAGUGUGAAUGUAGCACCACCAGGGUAUUACUUGUUGUUUGUGGUUCAUUCUGGGGUUCCUAGUCGUGGUGUUUGGGUUCAACUUAAACGUCCUAGUUCUUGAUGAAUGGUGGUGGAGUAGCUUAAUUAGUGAUUGUUUUAUACUUUUAUUAGGGGAUGGGCAAUUCUUUGGUUUGUUAAAUCAAUGUCAUUUGUAAAAGUGAUUGAUCUGGAUAAAUGAAUAUUGGUAAACUAGUUUAGCUAUA
This is a messenger RNA of Chenopodium quinoa (quinoa), 2193 nucleotides long. Its product is annotated as aldehyde oxidase GLOX-like. The record is from RefSeq and is a predicted model, not a curated record. The coding region runs from base 294 to 2051 and encodes 585 amino acids. The transcript has a single exon. NCBI's taxonomy places the organism in Eukaryota, Viridiplantae, Streptophyta, Magnoliopsida, Caryophyllales, Amaranthaceae.